UCACUGUGACCAAAAUACCUGAACAACCUGGAGGGGGAAGAGUUCGUUUUGAGGUCAGAGCUUCCGAGCUCUCGGUCCACAGACAUCCGACUCCAUAGCUCAGGCUCGGGUGAGGCGAGCAUCGUGGCUGAGGGCAGGGUGAGGAAGACGCUCAGCUCAUGAAGGCCAGGCAGCAGAGAGAGGAGAAGCCAGGGGACAAGGAUGAUCCCCAGGGCGCCCCACCUGUGACUGCCUGCGUGACCACUGAUUUUUUGUUUAAGUUCCUGGUGAUUGGAAAUGCAGGGACUGGCAAAUCUUGCUUACUUCAUCAGUUUAUUGAAAAAAAAUUCAAAGAUGACUCAAAUCAUACAAUCGGAGUGGAAUUUGGCUCAAAGAUAAUUAACGUUGGUGGUAAAUACGUCAAGUUACAGAUAUGGGACACAGCAGGACAAGAACGAUUCAGGUCUGUGACAAGGAGCUAUUACCGAGGUGCGGCCGGGGCUCUCCUCGUCUACGACAUCACCAGCCGAGAAACCUACAAUGCGCUUACUAAUUGGUUAACAGAUGCCAGAAUGCUGGCGAGUCAGAGCAUCGUGAUCCUCCUCUGUGGGAACAAGAAGGACCUGGACAGCGACCGGGAAGUCACCUUUCUAGAGGCCUCCAGGUUCGCGCAAGAGAAUGAGCUGAUGUUCCUGGAGACGAGCGCGCUGACUGGGGAGAACGUGGAAGAGGCGUUUGUGCAGUGUGCACGAAAAAUACUCAACAAGAUCGAGUCAGGUGAGCUGGACCCAGAAAGGAUGGGCUCAGGCAUCCAGUACGGAGACGCCGCCCUGCGGCAGCUGCGGUCGCCGCGCCGCACACAGGCCCCAAGUGUGCAGGAGUGUGGCUGUUAGGAGCCCCUGGCACAGGCGUCUGACUGGUGUUGGGACGCGGUGGCCAGAGCCUGAGGAACCUGGAGCUCUUACCACCAGCUCCUCCUCCGUGCGGGAGAUCUCGUGGGGACGUUGCUGCAGCUGGCAGAGGCGGCCCACAGCCACGUAAUGACUGACGCGAGGGACACCCCCUCAGACGUGCGCACGCUCCAGCCUCCCGCCCCACGGCCACGCCCCCUCCGCGAGAACGCGCUCCGUGCUGGGCGUCCUCUCCGGCGUCUCCUGGGGACAGGACAGUGCGCUGGGUGUGGGUGGUACCGUUUAACACAGACACCGGUGUCCGCAGAGGUGUGCUGCCACGACGCGCAGGCGCCGGCCUCGGUGCCCGGCCGUACUUAUUCAACCCCCCUUACCACUCGGCAGUGACCCGCCCACACUUAGAGGCUGGAUCAGUCGCCCUUCACCAGUGACCGAAAUAAAGAUUGGCGUGUGCCUGAGCUGGCGCUGUCCCACCUCGGCUGGCUUCAGGGCUUCUCCCCUAGGCCAGGUCAGGAGCGUCGCGGGCCCACGGGCUGCGCUUCCCACCCAGCAGACAGAGGUGCCAGCACAGGAGCCCCUCUCCCUGCUGCCCCUUGCUGGUCCGUCUGCUCUUCCUGCAGGAAAGACCACUGGAGUUGGGCCUAAGGGCACCUGCCUCAGCUCGAAUCCUUCACUCUGCUGUUCUUUGUUUUACUUCCUUCACGCUGAACCCCGGGUGUCCCACCACGGAGCCACAUCCCCAGCCCUUCUUACUUUGGUCAAGACAGGGUCUGCUGAGUUGCCAGGCUGGCCUUGCCCCUGCACCCUCCUGCCGGCCGCCAGGUGGUGGGUCAUGGGUGCCCCCUCCCCACCUGCCUGUCCUGUUAUUUUCCGGAGACCCACAGACUUGAGUUCGUGUUAAAAGGGUCCCACUUAACGAGAAAGCUCAUAAAUCUUGUUGAUGCCUUCCUACAAUUGGUCACCAAGCAGGCCAGGAUUUGACCCAGCAAGGCCUGGUGGGUGUGGGGCAGGGACAUCUAUCUACUGUGUUGCAAAGAUCGUCCUCAUAUUUCAAAAUGCCAAUGCAAAAAACAGAGAGUGAAAUCUGUCUCUGAGGUUGAAAUACGCUAUUAUUUAGGUCAGAGGGGUUAAAAAGCAUUCUUCACGCUGGGCACAGUGGCCUCACCUCUGAUUCCACGGCCCAGGAGGCUGAGGCAGGAGGAUCACCAUCCCAGGCCAGUCUUGGCAACUUAGAACCUGUCUCAGUGAAAAAUAAAAGGGCAGGGGACGUGGCCCAGGGGUGGAGCACCCCAAGGGUCAAGCCCAGAACCAGUUCCUGCACUCGCGCUCGCACCCUGCAUGUCUUUCCUCCGUGGCUCUGAGCUGGACUGGAAACUUAAUUCAGAAGCUUCCCAGCGAGUGUGCGCCACCAUCAAACAAGCACAGAGACGCUAUUUGGCUAAAAGUAUCAGUAUGUAUCCGUUUUAGAUAUUUUAAGGGUUUUUUUCUCAAUUCCUUGAAUAGUUUACUUUGAAAAGUGAUGCUAAAGCGAAUUCUCAAACUGGUCCCCUCCAGGGUCUCACGUAAGGGUGUCACCUGCUGCUGUCAGGGUCAGCUCUGGAUGGCAGAGGCAAGGAGCCCGUCCAGAUGCCGUGCCCAUUCAAGACAGCCUGGGGCUGUCUGCAGCCCCUAACGCAGUGGCAGAGGCUGCCUCUGCUGGGAGCAGACCCAGUGCCCUUCCUGAGGCCCCUGCCCCGGAAGGACACCCAGGUCGCCACAUCUUCAGGAAGCACAAGUGUGGAUUCCAGAAAAGCGGUCUCCAGUCCUGCAAGAACAGGCUCUGGCUUCUGUCAGACUGGAGGUCACAGCUGUCCAGCAGCCUGGCUCUCCUGUGGGCAGAACCAGGUGCCCAGCAGGUCAGUAGUGAGGUCAGACGGAGUGACAGAGCAGACGGAGGUAUGUAGCAGCCACCCCUAUUCGUGCCAAAGGUCAUGGCGUGUGCACACACCCGUACACAGGGCUCCCGGGCCCAGCCCGCAUGGCCGCCUGGCUCCCCGGCUCCCCAGGAGGAAACCAUAUCCGGGGCUGUGCGGGGAGCUCCGUUCCCACCCCCACAUCUCUGGCACUACACAGCUCUCACUGUCACUUGCACGACUUCCAGAACAAGAAAGCAUGAGCCCAAGUCAGGAAGCACCAGGGCCACCCAGUCUGGGCUGAGCACACAGCUCUCCUGGACCGCAGCAGGUCUGCUGGACGCAGGCACCAGCAUGGUGCACUGUUCAAGCGUACUAACCAGAACUGCUUCUCAAAACAAGGCUUGGCCUAAUGUCCAUUUUAUUCACAUUUUUCCAAGUAAAUGCUAAAAAUCUCAGCUAAAAACACUGUUCUAGGAAAGACAACCAGAAGUCCUCACCAGCCAGGCCAGGAUCCAGGGGCUGCCGACGGGGGCUCUCCAGACACAGCCGUGCUGCUGAGGAGGGCACCCAGCGUCUGCAGUAAGGAGGCCUGAAGGACUGGGCAGCCUUCUGCCACCUCCCCCGGCAGGCCUGAAGGGGCAGAGCUGGGCCAGAACUCCACCCUGGCCACAGGGCCAGGUAUCCACGUCCUCACUCCUAGAAACUCCAGUUACCCUUCCACACAAAAAUCCAUCUCGGAUGCAGAACUUCCAUGUGCCCGGGUCAUAUUUUCAGGAUCCUUUUUCAUGCUCACUGACCAGACUCCAUGACAAGGACCUCACACGGUCCGGCACUGGCCCUUGGAAGCCAACUACUCUGCGGUCAGCCCUGGUGUUGCUACUUCACACAGAGGUGUCGGCCGCCGGGAAAGCCGUCACCCUGACACUCUCUGGUGUCCAAGUGCCCGGGGUUCCAAGUCCACCCGUUCAGCCUGUGUGCUCCACGGGGCCACAGCGAGGACACUCCCGACUACGGAUGGAGCCGCCAUGGCUUCCGUGGGCGGCAGUCCAGGCUUGCUCUCUCCCCUGCAGCCUCGCAAGCUCAGUCCCAUGAACUGUCCAGGACCUGGGCCCAGACGGCUCCAGCCAGGGCAGUGGACGCCCAGGAGAGCCUCACUCCUCCAGCCCCACUCCCUCCGGUCGCGCUGGUCCAGCAGAGGGCUGGCUAGACGUUAUCACCUCAAUAUUCCACGAGCAGCUUCAGUGUAAAAUUAACAAAACCCAAAAAGCAGGUUUAUGGCAAAUUGUUUUAAUUAAGAACUUAAAGCCAAAAAUUUAAAAAGACUUUAUGUAGCAUUUAUUUUAAAUAACACUGGAUUCUCAACCAGUUUUAUUUUUCCAACCUGAAGGCAGCUUUAAACCAUCUCCCUGUCUUACAUGUCCCAAGAAUUGGGAACACAAGCACAUCAUCAGUUCCCAGUAAUAAGAAGAAAGUAGGAAUGUCACAUUGUCACAACUUUUAAAAAUUCAUAGGCUCAAAAAGUAACUGUGUCCUUGGGAAAGGGAAAGGAGGAUCUCGACCACCGAGGACUCGGGCAGGAGGGACCGAGGUACUACACUCAGCUACGCUUGGUUCGUGCACAUCAGAAAUCCCUUAACGACCUUGUUCGCUUGUCUUCUCCUGAAAGGAAGGGGGAACUGGCCCGUCUGCCUUCCAGGCUCGCUCACUUCCGCUUGGAGUUCAGGGGAAAGCGCACAAAGGCGUACGUUUUCUAGACGUCCCGCGGACCCGGGCUGGAGGAGGCGGGUGCCAGGCCUGCACCCCGGCCACCUUCCUGUGAUGGUCAGAGGCAACCUGAGGCUCAGCCAGUGGGAGAAACUGCCAGAGCCACACCACCGCCCUGGCGUGAUCCUGUGACCCACAGGUCCCCACAGCAUUUGAAAAUGUGUGACAGGUUGAACCAAAGUUCACCAGACUUCCUAGCCAGUGUGUGGGACAACGUGUAGAACUUCCUCUUGGUGAGCACACUGCUCAACAAGGCGCGUUCUCCAUACAGAAUCCACCUCGAGACCGUGCAAGUGCUCAGAUUCCCAGGAUGCACACUCACAGCGUGACACGGUGACAAGAUGGUGACUGAUGUGAAUGAAACUGGUCUGCGUGCCCAGAGCAUUGGACUUCGGAGACCCUGAGUGAGAACCAAGGCCUGCCUAGCCUCAGGUGCGACGCCAGCUUCCACUCACCCCCGAGGUGCUAAGCUGGAGGCCAAGCACCGGCUCGGCUCCUAGAGCACCUGCCCUGGUCCUUCCUGGACAGGCCUCGCCAGUGGAGAGGCCACCACCUGGGAAAUGAGCGUGAAGACCAUUUUCCACGCAAACAGGACCAGCACUGCUGGGGCACGGCUGUGCCUGCUCCCGUCCCUGCACUCCUGAAAGGUGCUGGCCAGGACCCAAACGACAGUUCAACCUGAAGCACGAACAUCACACCGUCAAGACCGAGUGCUGCGGAAGAAGAGGGAGAAGGCGGCAGCGUCUCUAACCGCGUCUUCCACUGUGCCUUCCCACGGGCCAAUCCCAGGUUACACCACGUGGUUUCAGGGUACGAGUUCUACGUGUUCUGCCGGCUAUCGCAGGAGAGGCUAGAGUCCACAGCCCGUCACCGCGGCUGGCUGAAGCUCAGUGUUCUAAAGGGAAAUGCUGUAGUUAAAAGGAGGUGCCACUGACCUGCGCAACGGCACUGCCACCCAAACACAGUGCCUGGCGCUGCGUCUACGGGAAUGUGUGUGACUGUUAAAGUACGAGGGGUGCCUAGAGCCAUCCAGAGCAGCGGGGCCUCACCAGCCCAAUCCUCGAACCCCAGGACCCACGGGAGGUGGCGCGGGCUGGAACAUAAGCACCUCUUCACCUGCCAGUAGCCACCACGGCCCUGCUUCACCCUACGUGGACCCGCGCUCCUGGGGAGAACUGGACUCCAGGUGGUGCUGAGUCAUGGACUCAAGGUCAUGGUGAGUGCUGUUUGCUUGGUGCUCUCUCACAAAGGAAACCACAUGUGCCAGUUAACACAAAUCUCGUGCAGGACGUGUGAGUCAGAGGCCCCUAGGGUGGGUGACACAGCUCACCCGCGCCAGCCAGAGGGGAAAGGGAGCCUCAUAGCCGUUUAAAGGCAUCUGGUGUCAGUACCUCAAAGGCGAGACGCUCAGACACAACUCUCACAAGAAUACCAGAGGCUGGGGCUCGUCUUUGCGAGUGACUGGUGUCUAUGGCUUUGACCUUCUGCCCUACGGCUGAGGUAGGUGACAAGCUCCAUCCACACAACAGCCUCUGGCCGUUCCCUGCCUGAUGGCGGUCUUGGCCAGGUCCAGCUCGGCCGGUCUGGCCCCGGUGCAGGACGGCGGGUCUAGGCCCGUGCUGAGUAGCAGCGCAUGUACUCGGUCACCCAGGGGCUCUCCGCUGGGGGCGCCCGCGGAGCUCUGCUCUUCUCUACCUCUGCCGCCGAGUGCGCCCGCUGCCUCUGUGCCGCCAGCUUCCUCUUCUCCACCUGCCUCCUGCUCUUGGCGCGUAAUGCGGACUCGUGAAUCUAGGGAGGGGAAACAGCAGAGUGAGUCCGCGAUCCACGCUCACUGCCGAGAGCACCUGCCCAUUUGCUGGCCUGCACACUGAAGCUCCCACGGAACACGCGCACCAGACGCCAGGCUUGGCGUGACCAGCGACGGCAACACUGAGCAACAGGAAACUGGACGUGGGUAGAACCCAUGAGCAGCGGGCUCAGCUCCAGAAGGCUGGGUGAGGAGCUCCCACCUUCUAAACCAGCACCCUGGAGACACCCUCUAACCAGUUCACCAGGCUCCACCCUCUAACGGCAGAUCCCAUUAAACUCAGCCCCAGGGACUGUCAGAGGUCCUUGGAAAAACAGCCUAGUGGCCUCAAAUUUCACUCCAAACAACACCAUCUGCUGGGUGAGAGUUCAGGGAAGCCUAUUUAAUGGCCAUUCGGCUGGUGGCUCCUGUCCCCUCUGCUCUGUCACAGCGUCAGUGCCACUGAGGGACUCACACACAGGGUCCUCCCCUCUGAGACGCUCCAGGUCCCGACAGAGGACAGACAGCGCCUAGUCAGAGGACCAAAGCCCCUGGGAGAAAACACACCCCUCAUGGGCAAGCAGGAAAGGGGACUGGCAGACGCUGGGUGAGCAGACCAGCAGGCAGUUCUGGACACCAGCUGGUCGAAGCCAAAGGACACUGAGCCUCUGCAAGGGGCCAGCAGCAAGUCCGGCCCUGCUGCACUUGUCCUUUGCACCCCUGAGCCCUGGGAACUCGAGAACCUGGUAUUGUCUAGUGUACGGCCCAAACACCCUGCUCUAGGCAGCAGCACCCGGAACCUCCUGCUGGUGACCAGGCCUAGUUCUGGACUUCCCUGGCCUCCGCCCCACCCCAGGACCUCCCAGACCCAAAGCAUCCCAGUGACCUCCAGUGGAGCACACGGCCAGCCCCGUCCAGGGGAGCAGAAAGGCAGGCCCGCACCUCAUGCACUGAGGCAGACGCACAGACGUUGUGAGUCUUCUGGCUUCCGGUGUCCAUCUGUCUUUCUCCCCAGCCAUAAAGGGCAAAUGGGUGCUUGUUUUCUUUUAUUUUACUGGAUGAUCUUUGGGGGCUUCUGACCGCUUUCCUAUUUCCUCUAGCAAAUAAGGCACUUGGUUGCUGUCGGGGCUUGACGCCGGCGGGUGACCUGUCUGUCUCUUU
Molecule: messenger RNA, 7496 nt
Organism: Sciurus carolinensis (gray squirrel)
Lineage: Eukaryota; Metazoa; Chordata; Mammalia; Rodentia; Sciuridae
Gene: Rab4a
Product: RAB4A, member RAS oncogene family
Exons: 8
Coding region: 159-872 (237 amino acids)
Biological process (GO): Rab protein signal transduction; regulation of endocytosis
Cellular component (GO): postsynaptic recycling endosome
Molecular function (GO): GTPase activity; GTP binding
Source: RefSeq, a predicted model, not a curated record